Vittaforma corneae ATCC 50505 is the source of this 600-nucleotide messenger RNA. RefSeq lists its product as uncharacterized. The record is from RefSeq and is a predicted model, not a curated record. Bases 1 to 600 code for a protein of 199 amino acids. Gene Ontology annotation, cellular component: cytosol. Lineage: Eukaryota; Fungi; Microsporidia; Nosematidae. The transcript has a single exon. Gene Ontology annotation, molecular function: GMP kinase activity.
AUGGCUUCAAAAUUCUUAGUGAUAACUGGUCCGAGCGGUGCGGGGAAAACUACAGUGAUAGAAUAUCUUCUUAAAGUUCCUCUGUUUGAGUUGAGUGUCUCAUACACGACAAGAGAGCCCCGGAAGGAUGAGAUUGAUGGAAAGUACUACUUCUUUAUUUCCAAAGAGGAGUUUGAAAGGAAAAUCGCAGAAAACUUCUUUGUAGAGUAUGUUGAAUUCAACGGUAACUACUAUGGAACACCCCACAAGAGCCUGGAGGAAGACAAGAUAGUCAUUCUUGACAUUGAGCUUGGUGGGCUCAGGUUUUUUAAGCAGAGAAAUCCACGGUCCUUUUUUUGUCUUAUUAAAGUAGAUCGUUCAACAAUGGAGAAAAGGCUUUUGAAAAGAGUCUACUCAAAUUUCGAGGGAGACCUGCAAGUUGACGAAGAUGACUUUAAAAAGAGGAUGUGCUCAUUUGAUCUUUUUAACGAAGUAGAACAGCAGUUUGAAUUCAAUAAAAUCAUAGAUAAUUCAAAAUCAAUUGAAAAUACACUGAGACAGGCCCAGGAUUUAGCUGAUGAGGUUAUUGAGUACUACGAUGUUAUAUGUAAAGAUCUGUAG